AUGGGUGUCCUUUGGCGGUACAACGUGGUUCCAGCACACAUGCCCAGUGUGGGAAAGGUUGCCGCUACGACAACGGCGGCUGGUUUGCGUUCAAGCUUUCCAAACAUCGAGCUUGCAAUCGUGGUCGGUAUUUGUAGUGUUGUACCUCACGGCAAUGGCAGGCAGAAUAUUCAUCUAGGCGACGUGAUCAUCGGCAAAGGGGUCAUCCAGUACGACGUGGGUAGACGACUACCUAGUAAGAGAUUUCUACGGAAGGACAGUGUUUCGGUUAAUCUUCCACAACCACGCGCUCAGAUUCACGGAACCCUGGAGAAGUUGCAAACUCAGCAGCAUCGAGCAUGUCUUCAGCAAAAAACAUGGGAAUAUGCGGGGACUAUCCAGCAAAGACUGGGUGACGAGGCAGAAUACCCAGGCUCAGCAGAGGACAAGCUGUUUAACACUUCAUAUCAACAUAAACACAGCAAACACUCCAACUGUGAAACAUGUAAAGCCGGGACAGAUGUUACUAAAAUAUGUGAGUCGGCAAUUAAAAUGACCUGUGACCAACUGCCAUGCAAGAAGCGAGAAGUAGUUCAUCAUGCCUCCUCAUCUGUGGAUUCCAAACCUGUCAUCCAUUUUGGUCUGAUCGGAUCUGGCAAUACAGUGAUGAGAUCAGGUGAAGACCGUGACAGUAUCGCUGGUCAGGACCAAGUGAUUGCCUUUGAGAUGGAAGGCGCUGGUGUCUGGGAGUCCUUUUCAAGUGUCUUGGUCAUUAAAGGAGCAUCCGACUAUGCAGACAGUCACAGGAGCAAGCAGUGGCAGCCUUACGCCACUAGCACAGCUGCGGCUGCUGCAAGAGCAGUCUUAGAUCUGUGGACUCCAGGUAUGAGGUUGUAUUACCGCGUCUGCAUCAUGAUACUCAUAGAGCAAAAUAGGUCAAAUUAUGUUAUAUGA
Messenger RNA from Aspergillus fischeri NRRL 181, 933 nucleotides. RefSeq lists its product as uncharacterized. The transcript has a single exon. The coding region runs from base 1 to 933 and encodes 310 amino acids. Gene Ontology annotation, molecular function: catalytic activity. The record is from RefSeq and is a predicted model, not a curated record. Gene Ontology annotation, biological process: nucleoside metabolic process. NCBI's taxonomy places the organism in Eukaryota, Fungi, Ascomycota, Eurotiomycetes, Eurotiales, Aspergillaceae.